Messenger RNA from Mesocestoides corti, 516 nucleotides. The record is from the annotation of a GenBank genome assembly. Lineage: Eukaryota; Metazoa; Platyhelminthes; Cestoda; Cyclophyllidea; Mesocestoididae.
AUGAACGGGUUCGAUACUCAUUCACUUAUCAAAGGCCACACCUUCAGCCAUACCAACGAUUACUGUGACAAUGGGCGUACAGCAACUCGUCCCGUGUUUGUGGGACCCUCCCAAAGCCAUCAGCUGUGCCUACGUGUCAGCCGCCUCGAUACUUCACCCGUCCGGUCCUAUGUCCCAGAACGCACCCAACCCCACCGCUCUCGUAACUCAUGCGGACACGUCUCGUCCCACUGUGAUGAAGAUGCGGUUCCAGAAAUAGAGAUUCUGAUGCAGUGUGUCACCACUUCUCAGGGUGAAUCACGACACCAAAGUGCCGAAGUUGUGGGACUAGGCGUUUCUAGGCGAAAAGCCAUUCCCAACGUGUUUACCUUGGAACAGCAAAAUGGCACUCGAAGGGAUGCUGAUGUCGGUGGUGGCAGCGAUUAUGAUGCGGGCGAUUCAGGUGGAGAACGGUGGUGUCCUCAAUACUGUGUUCCAAGUUGUGCCAACCACGCCACAAGGAACAGUCGAGUUUGA